CUUGGCUUUAGCUCGUGAUACCAUCCACCACCGCCAAAAGAAAACUGCGACUAUGGGCAGUCGGACCACCUCUGUCAAAUUACCAACGCUCGACCUCUCCAAGCCUUCGCCCAUGAGAGUACGUGGGCGCAGUGGCAGCAUCGUCAAGGUCGAGCAAGUCGGUGACCAUUCGGCAGAAGACGCCCUCGACCAGAGCCUCUUUGUGAACAUCAACGCCAAUUGGGUCAAUGCCAAGGGUGCAUGGCUCAUACACGUCGUUCUCAUCUGUGCAGGCAAGGUCUUGAUUGAUACUAUGCCUGGCAUGUCCCAGCAAGUCAGCUGGACUUUAGUCAACCUUCUGUAUCUGGCUCUAUCGUAUCUAAUGUUCCACUGGGUCACCGGUAUGCCAUUCGAAGGGGACUUGCGUGGAGGGGCGUACGACGACCUAACGCUAUGGGAGCAAAUCGACGACGGCGCACAAUACACUCCCGCAAAGAAAUGGCUAUUCUCGGUGCCAGUCGUGUUGUACGCCGUCAUUUCAUUCUCGUUGCCGUCGAACCUCAUUGCUUACCUGUCUAGAUUUCUUGCGUCAACACACUACACUAAUUAUAACCCAUGGCUGUUCGCCGUCAAUCUUACCGCUCUCAUCUUUGUCUUGAUUCCCAAAUUACCCCAGCUGCACCGUCAGCGCGUACGCUUCAUGGCUGACGACGCAUCCGGCAUCGCCACCCCUGUAACACCGAGUUUUCCUUCUUCUGGAGCGCAGACACCAGUAGACCAUGCUGCGCGACUGUCUGAUAUUACAGACGCUCACUUUCGGUAACAAUGCCCGUCAAUACGAAUAACGUACCCUACUACAUUCCUUGGAGCAUUUUUUUCCCGUCGCAAACACAUCAUGAUCUCUUCUGCUCUGUAUAAAUACUCUCAUCUCCAGCACUUAGAAUAUGGGAAUGUUAACCCGGAAAUUUAAUC
Messenger RNA from Desarmillaria tabescens, 951 nucleotides. RefSeq names its product Orm1 type endoplasmic reticulum protein. Gene Ontology annotation, cellular component: endoplasmic reticulum membrane. The record is from RefSeq and is a predicted model, not a curated record. The transcript has 4 exons. NCBI's taxonomy places the organism in Eukaryota, Fungi, Basidiomycota, Agaricomycetes, Agaricales, Physalacriaceae. Bases 53 to 802 code for a protein of 249 amino acids. Gene Ontology annotation, biological process: sphingolipid biosynthetic process; intracellular sphingolipid homeostasis; ceramide metabolic process.